Saxophila tyrrhenica is the source of this 903-nucleotide messenger RNA. RefSeq lists its product as uncharacterized. The transcript is spliced from 2 exons. NCBI's taxonomy places the organism in Eukaryota, Fungi, Ascomycota, Dothideomycetes, Mycosphaerellales, Extremaceae. The record is from RefSeq and is a predicted model, not a curated record. Bases 1 to 903 code for a protein of 300 amino acids. Gene Ontology annotation, molecular function: double-stranded RNA binding.
AUGUCGUCCGAACAAGGCCCAGACAUCGACCCCAUCAGAGACGCCCGCAGAAUCUUCGACGUUCUCUCCAAAGGCGGCCUUGCAAUCAUUCCCGUCAACGUCGGAUACGCUAUCUGUGCGGGCGACUCGAUCGCAUUGGAGAGAGCGUUCCAAACCAAACAGCGCAAGCCGCACAAAGGCCAUGCAAUGAUGGGAAGAUAUGCAUUACACAAGGAGAUCCACACCUUGCCACCUAGGGAAGCGGGUAUGACCAAACUCGUUCACGACCUCGACCUACCCCUCGGACUUGUAGCGCCUUUCAAACAGGACCAUCCGAUGAUUCGAAAGUUGGGCGCCGAGACGCUGGAGCGGAGCUCGAUCGAGGGAACUAUGGCGAUGCUUGUGAAUGGGGGACAGCUGCAGGACGAACUCGCGCGGUUGGCGCUGGAGGCUGGAACGCCGGUGAUGGACAUCGAGCCACAGAUUUUGGAGGCGGCGGAUAUUGUGAUCGAUUAUGGAAGGCAGAAGUAUAAUACUCCUAGGACCUCGUCGACGAUGUUCGACUUCAAGAACAUGAAGUUGUUGAGGUACGGAGCUUGCUAUGAUGUGGUCAAGGAUACGUUGAAACGGUGGUAUGGGAUUGAGCUGCCGGAGGAUCCUGGGAAAGAUGGGUUGUUCUCGGGGCAUGCUGUUGAGGCUAUGAAUAAGUAUCGACUUACUUACGAAAGCGCAAUUACCAAGAUGCGGCGCUCUUGUCCCCUGCUAAGACAAGAACCUCAUUCCACUCCGAGGUCUGGCCACGCUUCGAUCUUUCGCAAGACCCAGCCGACCAGUGGCAACGCCAUCUGGAGCCUCCCCAGACGACGGGCUCACCUCACCAAACUUGCCUUUGACAUGGCCAAGCUUCUGUGCAACCCCUCGUAG